AAUCAACAAGCUACUCAGGCACGGCGAGUUUUACCCCGUCUUCAAGUCAACAAAACACUGUUGUGUGUGUGUGUGUGUCCGCUGUAGAAGGUGUUGCAUAUAUAGAUUAACUGACCGGUACAAACAGAUCCUCUGAUACUUUGGCCUUUCGCCGUCGAAAAUCUGAUCGCCGCUCUUCCUUGUUUGAUUGAAGUUGAAAGGGACUUGUCGACGACCUCGUGCAAGUUAAAAAAUUGGUGACAAUGGAAAGCGAGGACAGCGCUGAGAGUUCCUCGGCCUCCGAAACCGAAACAGAAACCCAACCAGAAGAUAGAAAUGUCGAGGCGGUAUUCACAGCUCGCCCUUACCAAGUGGAAUUACUAGAAAUGGCUCUCGAAAGAAACACAAUCGUUUGUCUCGGAACAGGAACUGGAAAAACAUUCAUCAGUGUAAUGCUAAUAAAGGAACUCUCUCACCAGAUCAGAGAAAUCUACAAAAACGGUGGAAAAAGAAGUUUCUUCCUUGUUAAUACAGGUUAGAAAGUAUUAUUUUGUUUACGUUUUGUGUUUUAACACAAGAAACAGGUGGAAGUGGGGUUUGUAUGGGUAGCGUACCGAUGUCGGUGAACUUUUCGUCAGGACCACAAUAGCCAUCGCCGUCCGUUGGUUUUCAAUUUGCGGAUUAGGUAUUCUCUUGAAUUUCAUCUUAAAUUGCACUGUAAUUUGACUUGAGAUUUUAAGCUUUUAAAAUCAGUACAGUAUGUGGUCCUUGGGCCGGACGAAAAAGACGUAAAUGAGUAUUUGUUAUUUUAGAAGAGAAUUAGUGAGCUGAAAUUUGUUCUAUAAGUUACCGUAACAUUUUACUAACUUGUGACAAACCGACAGCUUCUGAGCUUUGCCGAAAAUCCUCCAUCAUAGAAACUGACCGCUCCGUUUGAAGGCCCCUGGCCGGCCAGUGGUUCCUUGGUUCGGCCACUUUGGCCACUUGUAAUGUUCAUAGCACCAACUGAUCUAAAUUCCUGUACAUUUUCUAUAGGCAGCAUUUUCACUUCGAAACCAAAAUGAGAUCUCAGAGUAAAAAGUUAUAGUUUUGACUUAUGAAGAAUUAAUAGCGGAGCUCUCGCGCGCGCGAAGCGCGCAGUGGAGCGCCACGGUAAAAAAAUUUGGUAAUCCGGAUAUGCAUCCAAGAAAUUUUGGUUCCGAGAAAAUCAAAAAUUAUUUAGGUCGACCUUUUGAGUGAAAUGUGUUCUCUAGAGAAUAUAGCGUCCUGGAACUGGCGAAAAAUCGCAGUGGCAUGGUAUGAUUCAGUGUUAUUGACGUUGAGAUCGCUGGUUUGCAUGUGGAAGACAUACAAAAAAGGUAAGUAAUUUUUACUCUCUUUGUUUACUGCAUCUUCCGUGCAACUCGGUACAAAAGGAAAUUUUUCAGUAGUGUAAGAAAACGUAUUGGGCUUUGUGUUGGUAUGUAAAUUAGCUUGUGCCAAGUUGCACGGAAGCGACAGUUUUAAUUUGUUAAAUGUGUAUCCCGUUUUUGUGUCAAAAUUCACGACUUUGAUUUUCGACAACAUUCGACUGUUCAUCGAAAAGCGUAUUACCACGCUAUCCAAAAUGUAUUUGUUGUUUUGUUCAAGUUUUUAAUCACGGAUUCAACAAAAAAAAAGUAGAGGGAGAGACAGUUUUAGGGUUUGUUUUGUUAAUAUGACUUCGCUUGUACUUUGCAGAGAUGUCAAGUUCCAGGGAGAAGCUGGCUGGAGAUUUUCUCGAGCGCUGAAGACGUGAGCUUUCUGGUGGGGUCCGGAGGCAUGCCCACCCAUGGAAACAUUUAAAAUCUGAGGUCCCCUAAAUCACUUUUCCUGCAUUCUGAGUUCAUUUAAGGGUCUGAUAAAGGAACUAAAUCCUCUUGACGUGAGUGACUCUCACAACCUAAUAUGUCUUACGAUUAAAAUCUUUAUUAUAAGGAGACUUACUCUCUUCACUUUACAGUUCUUCACAACUUCUUUCUAACAGUCUUCUGCAGUCUUCUGCAGUUCACCUUCUUUCGCUCUAAAAUCUACUUCUUCGAGACUUCUUCGCAUCUCGCUAUUUAUUUGUUUGCUGGUCAUUGUUAAAUAGGUUUACAUAUAUAAUAAUGCGUAGGAUGUAUCUACCAACAAAAACGAGCCACAAAACUUAUACUUCCUUAAUUAAUUACUAAAAAGGUCGAAAUGUUCAUUUAAAAGAUAAGUAUCUUGCGAGGGACGUCAAGUUUGGAGACAAGACGUCGCACUCUCAAAAAGCACACUGUUAAUAUUUAUGUUUCUGCAUGCAAAGCUUAUUUAGUAAAUUGCAUUGCUUAUUCAUCAUGUUGCAUUUUUAAAGGUAAAUACUUAGAAUGUUCUAGAACCUUUAAAAGCCUAUUGAUCGGAUAUUUAUCGAACUUUUAUUAACUUUCCAUAUAUCUCCAAAAUCGGGAAGAUAAGUCCUGUAACAGGUCACACAUUUUACUCAUGUUACAAUGACUAAUUUCCAGGUUGUAAAAGGCUGAAAAUAUGAAAAUAUUACACCUUCUUUUCUUUUUUUAUGAUGUAUUUAUUUCAAAAAUUGUUAACCCGAGUUCAGCUGGAGAUUUUCCUUGCUCGGCUGGAGAGCUGGAGAUUGGGUCUGAAAGCUGGAGACUUGGCAUCUAUGAGUUUGUUGCUAGAAAAACUAUGUUUAGAUGCUAAAUCUCCGCGCGUAUACAGUGUUUAUGGCAGAAAAAUAAGCCUACGCUUGGUUCAACUUAAUCUCGUGUCACUCGGUACAAAAGGAAAUUAUAACGAAGGUAAAGAAGUAUACUUAGCCAUUGUCUUGGUGUGUAAAUUGUCUUGUAGCUAGUGGAUCGAAAGAGGUCGGGCUCCGACAGUUUUCUAAAGUGCGCAGUUUGAAACGUGACUUUGAUCGAUCGAUCCACAUUUCAUUGUUGUUGCACAUAUUACAGCUUUGUAUGUAACAGAAAUUUCAGUUUUAUCGUAACUGUAGAAUGACAAAAUGUGAAAGUUUUUAAAACGCUUAGACCUUCUCGGAGCUACAGUUCGAUAGGUCCAGCAACAUUUUGAUUUGUAAAAAAAUCUGUUUACAAUGUGCACAGCUACUCUACGUUUAAGCUUGCAAUUUUAUAAUUGGAGGAUCGAAGUUUCGAUUAAAAUAUUUUGCUUCUAAAUUUUGCUUGGGGUUAUUCACAACGAGUUCCUUGUUAUUUUCCUUGUUUGGAGCUGCACCCACGUGCGUGAUUUCCCCCGUGUAGGUAGGUGAAUAGCGUAUUUUUCCCGUGAAUGCUUUUGUUUUUCUGUCCAUCGAAAUGGCUUAUUUUUUUGGAACAAAGUUGCGAAUUGAUGAUAGAGUUAACACACUAUUAAGGAAUCAAAAGUUCUUUCCAAGAAAAGAAAAUACAGUAAUCAUCACAAAUAAACUUACAGGGGUUAAACGUUUGAAGUAAACUUUGAUUCCUUAUGAAAUUUUUAGUUGGAUCAUGUUGAUGAAUGCAGUUGUGUAGGAUAUGCAGUUUCCAAUUUUGACCUCUGUCAGAAUCAUGAGAGAACACUAAAUACAGGUCUCAUUCAAACUUUAUAAUACCAUCGUAAUUACCUUCUGUUUCUAUCCCUAUAAACUUAUGGUCAAGCUUAAAUUUUACACUAAUUCAAUGUGAUAUUCAUUUGAAGAGGUUGUUGUUUCACGUGAUACAGUUUUCACUUUCAAUAAUGUGAAGUCGAGUUUUUUCUUAGUUGUUGGCUAAGGCAAUGUUGAAGUAUUUGAUAUGUUAACAUACUUUAUUUGUUCAUUUCUCUUCAGGAAAGAUUGAUUGAUCUUGGCGAUUUAUCGAGGGUUUUUGCGUUACGAGUUUUGGGGGGCUUAUACAUGGAGGGCCUUAUUUUCGGAAUUUUAUGGUAUACCAAAAACGUUAGAUUAACCAAUUGUUACAGUGUGAGUGCACUGUAAUAUUUAGGGAGUUAUUAUAACUCCAAAAAUGAAGUAAACAUUUUAGAUAUGGGUUACUUUAACUCCUAAUUUACCACCGUUUUCGUUGAUACGCGACUUUCGAAAAGAAAACACCCGCGGAAACGUUUCCAAAAUUUCCGUCAAUCAUGCGUGUUAUCGAGGUCAGAAGGUCACACUAGUGGCUGUGAUUGGUGGAUUUCGAUCCGAUCUGUCGAUAACAUGCAUGAUUGACGGAAAUUUUGGAAACGUUUCCGCGGGUGUUUUGUUUUCGAAAGUCGCGUAUCAACGAAAACGGUGGUAACUCCAAAUUUGGGGUCAUUUUUACUCCUGAAAAAGAGUUCUUUGUUCUUUUCACUCCCAGGCUGGAGUUAAAAUAACAUCGAAAAUGGGGUUAUUUUUACUCCUUACAUGGGUUGUUUUUAGUCUUUUUGGAGUUACUUUAACUCUGAAAGUGGAGUAAAACUUUUAGGUACAGGAUAACUCCUUUCUUGGUGUAAGCGCCAGGAAUGUUUUCCGUUACCUUAUAGUAUUUUUUUGUUCGCCGCGUUCUUAGUUAUUUUCGUGUUCGUGCCUUUAGUGCUGUUGCUUGGUUCAUUAGUUUUUCAUUGUCCGCGUAGCUUUGUCCUUCGUGUAAGGUUUUUUCUGCACAUCGUAUAUUUAGCCUUUAUUGUAAUUUUUCGCGUCAGUUCUUCGUUUAGCUGCGCUUGGUCCGGUUUACCGUUUAAUGUUUGGGUUUUUGCUCGUCCUAGUUUUUCGUCCUCAUCUCGCUAUCGUCUUUACCGCUGUACUUCGCUGUACUUCGCUAUACUUCGUUAUACUUCACAUCGGUUCACUUGUUUCCCUUCACCAGUUGUAGAAGUUCUAGAAUAAAGUUUGUGUGUUAAAACCUAUAGCGCGUAAAGGCUGCGACUAUAUUCGUAAAGACGAGAGUUGUUGGACUUUGGACGAUGUCUCAUGUGGUUCAGGAAGCCAAUUUGUCGUGUUCCGCCGGGAAAAAUGGUCAAAGUGUUCGUCGUUCAAGUACCCGUUCGCGGAAGCCUAAUUCUUCGCUGGAUCAAGAAUCAGUUACAAUGGAAAGAAUCCGAGAACUUAGAAAGAGAAGAGGCGGAGUGCUCUCUGCCUUGACGGCCAAGCGUAAAGAAAUUGACAGCUUAUUAACGGAUGAGAACAAUCUUGAAGCAGUCAAGGUGAAACUGACAGAGAUUACUUCCCUUUUUCAAAGAUUUACAGAUGCACACGAGGAGUAUAAUGCUGCCCUAAUCGAUGAAAGCCAAAGACAGGAAUCAGUAGUUUACUUCACUGACAUUGAGUCGAGUUUGAAUUUCUUCUGUCAAACGGUUAACGACUGGUUACGUGUAUCGGAGAUCCGGAUUCAUGACCUUGAUGUUACUCCCGAUGACAGUGUCUCACAGACAUCGUUCCUGUUAAGGAACAGGAAACGAUCCGGUUGUGGUUCGGCGCACAGCCGAUCUUCUCGAGCUAGUUCCAUUUCUGUUGCUAGGGCAAAAGAAGCUGCGAGAAUUGCAGAGCUUUAAGCCGAAGUGAACGCCCUAAAGCAGCGUCAGCUCAUUAACGAAUCUGAAUUACGGCUCAAAAAGGAAGAACUUGAUCUCAAGUUUAAAAAGGAUCAAUUAAAACUUGAAACGGAAUUUAAGAAAGCAGUAGCCAGGGAAAGCGCGUAUGCGAAAGCUGAUUCAGAAAGGAACACGCGUGUGGCGUCUUCCUCGCUCACCUCUCGCGCUCCUCGCGUGGAUCCGCGCGCGGCAGCCAUUUCUGAUGGUUUUUCUCGAGAUUUAAAGCAGGAAUCAUCUCCGGUCUUCCAUGGUGCCAAUUUCAGACCUAAAGAACACAAGACUAAACACAAGGUUCCAAGUCAGUCCAGUUCAGACUCUGGUGAGCAGUCUGGCCUUAGUGACCAAGCCUUUCACAUCCUCGAACAGCAGAAUCGUGUCAUGGAGGAGUUUGUAAAUCAGCAGCAGAAAAACACGCUACCCCGAAGGCAGGUGCCUAUCUUUGACGGGAAUCCACUCAGCUACUGCACCUUUAUGCGUGCCUUUGAGACUGUAAUCGAGAGUAACGAGAGUGAUAGCGGUGGGAGACUGUACUAUCUUGAGCAGCAUACGAGUGGAAGAGCGCGGGAGAUCGUGCGGAGUUGUAUGUACCUAAACCCAGGAGAAGGCUAUUCUAAGGCGAAGAAGCUGUUGGAGGCUAGAUUUGGCCAAAAGCACAAUAUCGCGAUGGCUUAUGUCGACCAGCUAACUAAUGGUCCCUACAUCAAAGCUGAGGACGCCGAGUCACUGGAGGGUUUCUCAAUUCUUCUGUCAAGUUGCACAAAUACACUGAAGGCUAUCGGAUACUUAAACAAGAUUGUAGGUCCGGACAACAUGAGAAAGAUUAUCGAGAGACUGCCACCUAAACUGCAGAGUAGCUGGCGGGACAAUGCUGAUCGUAUCCUCAAUGCGGACAAGAGAGAAGUUUGUAUCGAAGACAUUGCGUCAUUUGUUGAAGAGAAGUCACGUGCCCUAAGUAAUCCAAUCUUCGGAAAACUUCCCUUCUUGGCUAAGGAUAAGAGGAAGAGCCAGACACGAGGGACGAAAUCAAAACCCGAGGGUUCUGGGCCUGGUCCUAGAGAGCUUAGUAACUUCUCCACUUUAUCUCAGAAGAGUCCCAUGGAUCAAAACAAGUCUCAGGAGAAGAAGUCUGAAGAUCUCUCGAAAAGGAGUUGUUUGUUUUGUCGUCAGAUCCAUAAUCUCGUAGACUGUCCAGCGUUUGCUAAAAUUCCCGUCCGUGAGUGUUUCGACUUUGUGAUGAAGCAAAGACUCUGUUUCUCGUGUUUGAGAGGGGGUCAUCAAUCAAGGGGAUGCUACAAGAAGAAGCCGUGUUCACACUGUAACGGAAGACAUGCUUCGCCUAUGCACUCUGAUUCUUCAGAAGAUAAGCACGAGCAGCGACAUCUGAGAAUGCGAGUCAACAACCUGCUAGAGCCAGAGAGAAGGAAGAUCAGAACAGAUCCCAGCAAGGUGUUAAUCAGAAGAGUUUAUUAAGUGAUGAGUCGAGUGGCGUAGAGCGAGUCUGCAAUUUGACGACCACAGUGGGUCCUGCGACUGCUUUGCCAAUCGUGCCAGUAAAGGUCAGAGCACAAAAAAAUCCUUUUUGCACCGAGACUUACGCCCUCCUGGAUACGGGUUCUAAUUCCACUUUCUGCUCUAACAUGCUUUUGGAUCGUCUUGGCGUUAAAGGCAAGCAUUUGAAGUUGAAGUUAACUACGAUGGGUACGGCAGAGGAGGUUGAUAGUGUCGUGUCUAGCGGUUUAGUGGUGUCGGACUUGGAUGAAAAUGUUGUUGUCGCAUUAAGGGAGGUUUAUUCCAGACCUACUAUGCCUGUGUCUAAGGAUGAAGUCCCCAAACAGGAAGAUGUAGAUAGAUGGCCACACCUUAGAGGCUUGGUCUACCUAACUGAGCUGAACUCUCAAGUUGAUCUAUUAAUUGGGUCAGAUGUCCCAGAAGCUUUACAACCGAAAGAAGUUAUCCCAGCUGUCGGAGGAGGCCCCUACGCUAGUAAGGUGGAGUUCGGUUGGGUAAUCAAUGGCCCAACAGGAAGAAAGCCAAGAUAUGUCCCUUCUGCUUGUUACCUCACCAAGUCUAUUGACGUCCAUCCUAUGUGCGUGGCGUGUGUUCUGACUUUGCGGAUGCGUGUUUAAAUGACGGCACAGGAAUGUCUCGUGAAGAUAUGAAGUUCAUGAACAUUGUGGAAGACUCUGUUAUGCAGUGUGAGGAUGGCCAUUACCAAGUUCGUUUGCCCUUUCGUAAUCCAACUUUGACGUUGCCUGCUAAUAGAUGCCAAGCCGAGCGCAGAGCCCUCUCGCUGAGACGUAAAUUCAUUAAGGAUGCCAGAUUUCAGGAAGACUACGUUGCAUCUCUUGAAAGCGUAAUCCAAGAAGGUUUCGCUGAAAAGGUUCCCUCUGAAGAUUUGUAUAGAGCUGACGGAAAGGUGUGGUAUAUUCCACACCAUGGGGUGUACCACAGCAAGAAACCUGAGAAGAUAAGGGUCGUCUUUGAUUGUUCCGCUCAGUUCCAAGGGAUGUCUUUGAAUAGCGAAUUGCUUCAGGGUCCUGAUUUGACCAACAACCUGGUUGGAACACUGCUUCGUUUCCGACAAGACCCAGUGACUGUAAUGGGAGAUGUAUAAUCUAUGUUUCACCAAGUGCGUGUUCCUGUGGAGGAUCGUGACUUUCUGCAGUUUCUCUGGUGGCCCGGUGGUAAUCCCGCUAAGGGUUUGGAAGAGUACCGAAUGACCGUGCAUCUUUUCGGUGCAGUUUUGUCGCCUAGUUGUGUUAAUUUUGCCAUGCGUCGAAAUGCUGAAGAUCACCAGCACGAGUUUCCGCCUGAAGUCGUUUCUACUGUUCUGAAGAAUUUCUAUGUCGACGACUGCUUGAAAUCUCUACCUUCCAGUCAUGAAGCAAUUAAGCACGUUUGUGAUCUGCGCAACCUGAUGAAUAAACGAGGCUUUAACUUGACGAAAUGGGUCAGCAACGAUCGCCUGGUAUUAGAGUCCAUAUCUGUCGAAGAUAGAGCGAAAGGAACUAAAGAGCUUGACCUAACCUGCGAUGUUCUCCCAGUAGAGAGGGCCUUGGGUGUGUCAUGGUUCGUGGAGGCUGACCAGUUUGGCUUUAAGGUGUUCAUUAAAGAUAGGCCGUGUACUAGGCGUGGCAUACUUUCAGCGGUCAGUUCGUUAUAUGAUCCUCUUGGUAUGGCAGCUCCUUUCAUUCUUCCUGCAAAGCUUCUCCUACAGGAUUUGUGCAGACGGGGCUUGGGGUGGGACGACGAGGUCCCAGAUCUUCACUUGACCCGCUGGCGAGCGUGGGUAGACGACCUACCGAAGAUUUCCCGAAUUGCCAUUGAAAGGUGCGUCAAACCUGUCAAGUCCUCGGAUAUCGCUUCAUGUCAGAUCCAUCAUUUCUGCGACGCCUCUCAGGUGGCCUAUGGCGCCGUAUCAUAUCUUCGCUUAGUCGACAUGCAAGGUCGGAUAUUCUGUUCAUUCCUCAUUGGCAAGUCCCGCCUGGCUCCCUUGAAGGUAACUACCAUCCCCAGAUUGGAAUUGACGGCCGCUACCGUAUCGGUGCAGCUGAACAAGAUUUUGACGAAGGAGUUGCAGAUACCCAUCGAUAAAGUGACCUUUUGGACAGAUAGCAUGACCGUCUUACGAUACAUCGCGAAUGAGUCGAAGCGUUUCCAUACCUUCGUUGCAAACCGCGUUGCCUUCAUCAGAGAGGAAUUCUUCCCGUCCCAAUGGAGAUACAUCGACAGCAAAUCCAAUCCCGCUGAUGAAGCCUCGCGGGGCGUUACGGCAGACGUGUUUGUUCGUAAUGGCCGUUGGUUAAAGGGGCCGGUCUUCCUUUUAACAACCGAGACUGAGUGGGUGGACCAUGUCCAAGAACGCGCAGAGCUGACCGAGAAUGAUCCGGAAAUCAAGAAAGAGCCAAAAUCAUUCGCUGUAUCCGUCAGUGAAGUUUACGCAAGCGUUGUUCGUAUCGUGAAACGUUUUAGCUCCUGGACGAAUUUACUGAAAUUUAUUGCAGUGUGUGUUCGUUGCCAGAGAAGAUUUCGAUUAAGAAAGAGAGAGCCUGGCCUGAAUGGUCACGGAAAUGUUGGUCCCCUCAGCCUGGGGCCAAUGUCUUGUCAAGACUUAGACUUUGCAGAAAGAGAACUAAUUAUGUUUGACCAGAGGAAUGCAUUUCCUGAGGAAAUUGAAACCAUCAAGAAAGGAGGCUGUGUAAAGAAGUCAAGCUGCCUUGCAAAAUUAAGCCCAGUCCUAAUUGGUGGUGUACUUCGCGUUGGCGGACGACUUAGCAGAGCUCCUUUACCUGACGAAUCAAGGCAUCAGAUAAUUAUCUCCAAGGAUUCUCCACUUGGUGUUCUGCUUAUCAGGUUCUUUCACGAGAAAAGUGGUCACUCUGGGAGAGAAUACGUGCUGGCCCUCUUGCGCGAGCGUUUUUGGUUGAUUCGAGCCAACACAACGGCAAGAAGUGUACUGUCGUCCUGUUUCCAGUGUAAACGUCGCCAUGGCCCCGCUGGAGAACAGAAAAUGGCUGACUUACCUCGUUCCAGGGUCACUCCAGAUCAACCCCCUUUUACAUGUGUUGGAAUUGAUUACUUUGGUCCUUUCCUUGUCCGCCAUAAGAGAAGCUUGGUAAAGAGAUAUGGAGCUAUUUUCACGUGUUUGGCUUUGAGAGCAGUCCAUCUGGAGAUUUCCCACACAUUGGACACGGAUUCCUUUAUCUUAGCUCUUAGAAGAUUCAUUGCCCGCAGAGGUCAGGUUAAAGAGAUUCGUUCAGACAAUGGUACGAAUUUCACGGGAGCUGAAAAGGAACUUCGCGCUAUGAUCUCAAGUUGGAAUCAGGCCAAGAUUCACGACACCCUUCUACAGAAAGGUAUUAAAUGGGUCUUCAAUCCUUCAGCGGCUUCCCACCACGGUGGAGUCUGGGAAAGACUUAUCAGAUCCACUCGCAAGAUUCUUGGAGCCUUGACCAAGGAGCAAGUCCUUGACGACGAGUGUCUUCAAACCUUAUUGUGUGAAGCUGAGAGUAUCAUUAAUGGAAGGCCGCUGACCAAGGUCUCCGACGAUCCUAACGAUUUGGAGCCUCUUACGCCGAAUCACCUCCUACUACUUCGCCAAAACGAAUCUCUACCACCAGGGCUGUUUGAAAAGAACGACACUUAUUCCAGGAGAAGAUGGCGUCAAGUGCAGUAUUUGGCAAAUGUGUUCUGGAGUCGCUGGAAACGAGAAUAUCUUCCUUCGUUGCAGGAGCGCCAGAAAUGGUUUCGACCGAGAAGAAACUUCACUGUUGGAGACACGGUUAUCGUUGAUGAAUCGACGCCCAGGAACGUGUGGCCGAUUGGUCGAAUCACAGAAGUGUUCCCAGAUAGAGAUGGUUUCGUGCGUCGCGUAAGAGUCAAAACCAAGACCUCUACUUUGGAGCGACCCAUUACGAAGUUAUGUUUGCUGGAAUCAAUUGAACAUUGAAAGUGUCUUGUUUUCCCGUAUUUGUUCAAGAGACUUUACGUGACUUUCACUGAGCUUACGUGAUGUUCUAUCAAGUUUGAACAAUGAAGCCUGUUGAGGCACUUAGGCCUUCGUGACACUAUUCUUCGCUUAAGGAGUUUGUCGUUAAAGAAGAUUAUUGUUCUCGAUAGUUAAUUUUUUGUGCUAGUUCGUGGCUCCUUUUUCUAUAAUAUUAGGUAAAUACUAGCAAUUUGUAUUUAGGGGCCGGAAUGUAAGCGCCAGGAAUGUUUUCCGUUACCUUUAUAGUAUUUUUAUGUUCGCCGCGUUCUUAGUUAUUUUCGUGUUCGCGCCUUUAGUGCUGUUGCUUGGUUCAUUAGUUUUUCAUUGUCCGCGUAGCUUUGUCCUUCGUGUAAGGUUUUUUCUGCAUAUCGUAUAUUUAGCCUUUAUUGUAAUUUUUCGCGUCAGUUCUUCGUUUAGCUGCGCUUGGUCCGGUUUACCGUUUAAUGUUUGGGUUUUUGCUCGUCCUAGUUUUUCGUCCUUAUCUCGCUGUCGUCUUUACCGCUGUACUUCGCUGUACUUCGUUAUACUUCACAUCGGUUCACUUGUUUCCCUUCACCAGUUGUAGAAGUUCUAGAAUAAAGUUUGUGUGUUAAAACCUAUAGCGCGUAAAGGCUGCGACUAUACUUGGGGUUAUUUUAACUCCUCAUAUCUGGGGUCAUUUUUACUUCGAAAAAGAGUAAUUUUAAACUCCUUUUUGGAGUUAAAAUAACUCCCCCAAAAUAACUCUACUGUAAGGAGUUAAUCAACCCGAGUAGAGGAGUUAUUAUAACUCCUUGAAAAUUACUGUGUGGGGUCUUUUUACCCACCAUAUUUUAUUUUCUCUCAGUUCCUUUAGCCAUCCAGCAAGCCGGGGUGAUUAAGAAACACACGGAUUUGAAGGUGCAGCAUUAUGUUGGCGAGAUGGGAGUCGACUUCUGGGACAAAAAUAAGUGGGAAAAUGAGUUCAAUAAAAACAAUGUUUUGGUGAUGACUGCCCAAAUUUUUCUCAAUCUUCUACUCCAUGGUUUCAUCAAACUUUCGCAAGUAAAUCUUCUGAUAUUUGAUGAAUGCCAUCAUGCCAAGAAGAGUCAUCCAUACAAGCAAAUCAUGAACCGUUUUGUUGGUUGCCAAGAAACUGACUAUCCAAAGAUCAUGGGUCUAACAGCAUCUGUAGUAAAUAAAAAGGUGAAACCAUGGAAAAUUGAAUCUGAAAUCCAAGAACUGGAAUGCACACUGAGGUCAACAUGCGAGACAAGUCAAGAUGAAGAUGUUGAGAAGUUUGCUGCAAAACCAAAUGAACAGAUCAUUCAGUUUUCAAAUGCUAACAUUGACGACAGCACAGUUAUCUUACUUCAAAAACUUCAAAAAGUUUUAAGACCAGAAAUAAACUACCUCGGUGACUAUGAAGUGCAAGGGAAUGGUCUAUCAUUGGCUGCUCACUCUUUUGCCUUGUCGGCACUGACUGAGUGUCAAGAAAUUUUAUCAGAAAUUGGUCCCUGGGCUGCCAACAAAGUUGCAGGAUACUUAAUCAAGGACCUACAAGGUAUGGUCUAAAUCGAAGGGCUAGCAGCACCUAGUGGUCCCCUGGUUUUUGCUGUUUUUUUCAUUCAAACCAAAUUGUGGGUUUCCUCCAAUUUUUAAUUUAUUUGAGUGCGGUCUUGAAGUGCAUGAUGAAAAAACGCACUAAAUGAGGACCUUAACAACAUACAUAGCCAAACAUAAGUAAGUAUUUCAUUUGUUACAGUCCGGCUAACUUAGAAACAAGGAGUUUGUAAACAGAUUAUGUGCCUUGUCUUGGUAAUAUAAUACUGCAUAGAAUUUUUUGGUUAUUAAUGAGGGUAGGAACUUUUUUUAGUUUUUAUAGACACGGCAUGCAUGUUUCAAGACUGCAAGGAAGGAAGAAUGUUCUGUGAGUUUAGCAAAACACAGCUGCAACAACUACAAGGUGUUUAUAACAACUAUACACCCACUACAGGCUACAGUGAAGAGACUGCCAGCACUGAAAAGUUAUACAUAAUGCCUAAAGUAAAGGAGCUGUUGUCUGUAUUAAAAACAGAAUAUGGGAAUGAACAAAACAGUGGUGAGUUAGUCAGUUUCGUUAAUUGUAACAAAGUGCUUGCAAAUAGACUCGACUUUCUUGCAUUUAUAUGAUCUUAAAGCUGUCAUGUAACUAAUGUCAUCCUACAAAUUAUCCUCCCUUUGGGCAGAAACAAAGUGCCCUUGACAUUUUUUAAUCUAAUAUGAAACAAAGGAAAUCAAGAACAAAUGCAAUGAACACUUAACCACCUAGUAGAGAGGUUGCCACUCUCUACUGGAUGCCCUGUAUGGUUCCACAUCUCAUACCAGCCAGCUGAAAAAAAGCUGUUCCCAUUCUGUUAUCUUACAGCCUAUACUCAUGAAAAAAGGUUUACGCAGUAGGAUUUCUCAGCCUGUGAGCAAGCUCCCUUUGGGAUAUCUGGGCUCCGCAAGGAAGAUAGAGCUAUUUUUGACUCAGUGCAAUGAAGAUACUUAGAAUUGGGGUAGUGCAUAUCGACUGAAAUGCUGUAGACUAAGGAGAUAAGGUUUAGGGGAGGUUGUUCCAUUCACCUAAUCCUAUUCCCCAAGCCAAGAGAAAAAACGUAGAGAGAGCAGGAUCGUAGCGUCCAUAUACGCACCUACGCACGUGCGUACAGCUGAAAUCUAGAAAAAUUUUUUCCUGGACGCAUUUUAUCAUUUAAUCGGGAAGACUUUUUGGAAUUAUAUUGGUGUCUUUCUGCUAACGUGUCCUUCAUCCUUUUGUUGUUCCAUAAACAGACGGCAAGAGACAUUAUAGUGGGGUGAAAAACGAGAAAAGUAUGCCCUGCCCCGUCACAACAUUUUCCUUCGUAUUCAUUUCUCUAAAAUGUCCUGCAAUUAACGCAGGAAAUGGCAUUUCCCAGACUGUACAAUUAAAAAGGAGAGUAUAACCCCAGGCCCCCUUUUUGUUUGGAGAGCCUUCGACGCUCUAACGUUUCUUCCAGUGCGUACGUCUUCAAAAUCCCACGCAACGCCCCUGCAGAGAGCAUGCUCACAGACUGCAGAACACGUCGCUGUGUCCAAGCCUUUGGCCUCAUAAUUUGUGGCGUUGCUGCUCAUACACCAUCUUGAGUCUCACCUCGGGUUUGUUGAUUUGAAAAGGAACAGAAUGCAUCCGUCAGGCUGGUCCUGCAAUGGAGAUCUUCUCUAGCGUACUAUUGUUUUUGACUUAUAGGGAACAAGCUUUGUGGCAUAGUGUUUGUAGAAAGGCGAUGCACAGCUCUGGUACUCAGCGAGCAGAUAAACAUUGCCGCAAAAUCAGAUCCUGAGUUGUCCUUCAUCGAAAGCAGCUUUGUGAUUGGCCAUGGCACAGGUGGAAAAGCUAAUUACUCCAAUGAAACAGCGAUGAACUUCAAAAAGCAAGAAGAGAUAUUGCGACAGUUCAGGCUACAUGAAUUCAACCUUUUGAUUGCAACUUCGGUUGUUGAAGAAGGGUUGGAUAUCCCAAAGUGCAACUUGGUAUGCCGGUUUGAUUUUCCAAUGACACUACGUUCCUAUGUGCAGUCAAAGGGCCGAGCUCGUGCCAAGGAUUCCAACUACAUUAUUCUUGUAGAUAAAAAGGAUUACGUGGAAAAGCGAGGCGAAUUGGAGGUUAGCGAUCAGUUCUUUCUUUUUAUUCUUAGGGUACAUAAAAGUGACUAUUCGAUUCACUGUGUGAAUGAGAAUGGUCUUACGAUCUAAGAAUACAUUGCACUUCCAACAACGUCUUUAAAGGGUUAUUUGUUCUCCUUCUUUGUCCAUGACGGAUAAUAAUUACCAGCGAAGAAGACGUAAGAAGUCAUCAUUUUCUAACUUGUUUUCUGUUGGGUGAAAGUGAGGUUCACACUCCUGUUUUUAAACAGUUUAAUAAUUGUCAUUUUGAUCAAGUCACUCUAUGCUAGGAGUUUCUUAGAAUCCAACUUCGAUAAUUCCUCUUACGUUGCCAACGUUAAGACGCCUUCCAAUUGUAACGCUCAUGUGAUUCAGGAACAGUAGGUAAAGGGUAUGAGGGUAUCUUUAUGACAAAAUUCAAUAACCUAAAAGUGAAAAGGGUUAAGUCAAAUCUGAAAUAUACCAAGUCAAGGUUGGUAGAAAAAGACCACGGUCAAAGGAAAUACUAAAAAAGCCACUAUCGUAUAGGUAUCAAGCAGGAAAAGGCAUCGCGCUAAAAGGCAACACGCAAAGAGGCAUCACGCAAAAAGGCAUAACGCAAAGAGGCAACACGCAAAAAGGCAACACCCAGAGGGAUCACGCAAAGAGCCAACACGCAAAAGCAGUACGCAAAGAGGCAUAAUGCAAAAAGGCAACACGCAAAAAGGCAUUGCAAAAAAGGCAAUUUGCAAAAAGGGCAUCAAGUGAGAAGUUUACUUAGGAUCCAGGCCUGGAUCUUAAACAGUAUUUUUUUAGUACAUACUGCAAGCAAACCGAAAUUGUAUUCGAACGAGACAUUCUAUCUUGCUCACUUCCUGAGGUACUUAUUCGGUACCUUAGGCGUGCCCUGAUUGAUAAUUACAACAAGUCCAAAACGGAAUUGACAGCGAUUGCAUUUCUUUCCGGCAGGAAAACUUAAUUGAUUUACUUUUGAGAUCGGCACAUCUAUACCAAGACGGCGGACAGGUUUUAGCGGUUCUUCGUGCAGCGUUUUAAAACAGCAGUGGAAAAUUGCCGUCAAUCUGAGGAUGAUCCCACGAUAUGAGGGAACUUAUCACGUUACGCCCUUUUUGCAAAUUGCUUUUUUUGCGAUUCCUUUUUGCGUUUUGCCUUUUAGCGUUUAUGCCUCUUUGCGUAUUGCCUUUUUACGUGUUGGCUCUUUGCGUGAUGCCUCUUGGCGUUACGCCUUUUUGCGUGUUGGCUUUUUGCGUGAUGCCUUUUUGCAUGUUGCCUCUUUGCUUUAUGUCUCUUUGCUUGUUGCCUUUUACCGUGAUGCCUUUUUCUGCGUGAUACCUAUAUGAUCAUGGCUUUUUAGUAUUUCUUCCUUUUAGUGUGGUCUUUGUUUUACCAACUUUGACUUGGUAUAUUUCAGACUUGAUUUAACCCUUUUCACAUUUAGGUCAUUGAAUUUUUUCAUAGAUAUAACCUCAUAGUAGAGUGUCUUACAUACGCUUUCGACAACAAAAAUUGUGAUGUUUGCGUCACAAUUUAUACGGAGAACUAUUAACUUGUUGGCAUGAAUGGUGUCUCAGUUGAACAGCCGUGUUCAUAUAGUCAUAUUAUAUUUUGGCGAAUUUUUACCGUAUUCCUAGACUAACAAUCAGCUUUGGAUAACAGUGUGUUGCUUUUAAUCGUCAGAUGAUGCGUGAAAUUGAGAAUUGUCUGUCAAAGAAGUGCCAUGGCCGCAAAGAGCCAAGUAAAGAGGAGUGUGAAGAAGUAGCAGGCGCGAACAGUUUCUUACCUCCAUAUGAACCUGAGAACCGUACAGGAGCAAUAGUCACCAUGGAGAACAGCGUUUGUCUCCUGAGCAUGUAAUAUUACGGAGCUUAAGCAAACACAUUUUUGAGCAACGCAUAUCAACCGGAAGUAGACUUUUUGCAUUCUUGGGCAGUGCUUUUGCCCAAAUUUUCUAGCCAGUGUAACGGGCAGGAUUGUUGUGCCCGGGGUAUUUUCUUGGCGGUGGAGCCGCCACACGAAGCAAGAGCGAGGCCGCAAGGGAAAAUCCGCCUGCCACAUCUCGUUUGUCACCCAAUCAGGAAGAGCGGUUUAAUACGAAACUGACAAAAAAAUUAAAAACAUAGCAGAGCAUCAAGCCAUGGACAAAACAACUACAUGUUGCACUGAAGAAACUAAAACGUUCUUUAAAAUGCAUUACAAAAGGUGACAGAAGAGAUGCGCUUUUGUUAUAGAGCCAAUUUCCUGUCGUAAAACGAGAUUAGCUUCCGCAUUAAAUGGGAAAAAGCCUCACUUCCGGUUGCUUUACGUGGUUAAAAAUCGACUCGGCUUAAACUCCCUAUUGGCUUUUUCAGCGCUGCCAACUGUUUAUUUUUGUUUUGUUCAAUUGGUCUUGUUUUUGUUCUUAACCUUUAGGAUCGUAAACGAACUUGCUCUUUGGUUACUUGGUUCCCGGGCCUACUGCCUGCGGGUACUGGCUCAAAAUGGCAUUGUGUUUACACCUUUGGUUCCUGAUAUAUAACUGUGUACACAUUUGCCCCAUUUUUCCCUGUCUGAAGUUAUUUUGAAACGUAAGUGAAGCAGAAAGCUAUGGAAAAGCAAAGCAGUGGAUUCCCUCGAAAUGAACAGAAAACGUGUGCACACAGGGAGCCUGUGCCACUUAAGUUCCCCAAGUACAAGGUCCCGUGCCCGGGCACCAAGUUUGAACAUAGCCGUAGUAAAUAUGCACAGCAGAGGAGAUCCCCCCCCCGCCCAACCGCCCCCGCAACAAACACACCACUUUAGGUGCCUGUCCAGCUAGCCCUUAUGCCGCUUUAGACGUUCGCGCCUUCCGUGAACUGGUAUUAUUAAGACAGUGGACUAGGCUGAAUAAAUGCUGUGUGCAAAUGCUGAGUACAUUCUCUUUCUUUCAGACUAAAGAUCAAAUAUUCUUUGACCUGGACUGUUUCUCUAUCUUACCAUACUUCAGGUACUGUUCCAUGUUGCCAAGUGACAGAUUCACACACCUCAGCCCAGUUUACAAGAUAGAGGAAGUUGAGGAAGAUGGAAAAAAAUCAUUUAAGUGUGAACUGGAACUGCCAAUUAACUGCCAGCUGCGAAGAACUAUAUGUGUGAGUGCAAAUAAAAUCACUGUUCUGACUCUAGUGUAGUAAAUUGAGGAUAAGUUACCUUUAAUAAUAAGCAGUACCUUAAGCUUCAGGCCUCCCAGUCUCGUCAAAAAAUAUCAAAAGUGGCUUAUUUGCUGAAGCAUCUUCACUAAACGUAUGUACUCGAAAAGCUUUCAAUGAUUCAGAACGAUCGUAGUUGCAUUUCGACAGUACACGGUCAAUUUAUCCUUUCCUGUCAGAUUCAUAAAUUAAUACACUUGGCAACUUUUUUUGUAUUCCAACAGGGCAGGGCGAUGCCACGAAAAAACCUUGCAAAAAUGGCUGCUGCUCUCUACGCCUGCAUAGAGCUUCACAAGAUUGGCGAACUUGAUGAUAAUCUCUUGCCAGUCCGCAACUUAUCAGAUGAUGAAAGUGAAUCGGAAGAAGAAGACGAUGAGUCUCCUGGAAAGGAAAGAAAGAAAGCAGGAACAAAGAAACGAAAGCGAGUUUUUGAAAGAAAGGUACGGAUAAUCCAGGGUAAACGUCUCCGCUAACACAAAAUAACACGUUUGUCAUGCAGACAAUUUUUUUCGGCGCAUAAUAUACGGGGCACGAGAUAAGCGUUGCACGUUGACUCGUCGCCCCCCUGGACAAGCACCACUCUUAAUUUUUCCUUUCCCGGCUACGAAACCCAUAUAACGUACCCACGACAUUUGUUAAUAGGGCGUUAUAGCAACCACGAUGGCAAAGGAAGCGAAAACGUCGUUGGUUAAGUGCAUUCGCAUUCUUGAAAACUAUUAGCGAUUAUUUGAAGUCGUUCAAUUUGUCAAACGCAGGCAAAUUUUCCAGGAGUAAAAUCCUCUGGAGUUCAUUUAGGUUCAAGAAGAGAAAGAAAAUGUAAUCGUCGUUUGUCAGGUCCGAUGUUAACAUAAUGGGAAAUUUCACGUCGUAUUCGUAGUGUCAGUAACGAAAUGUACCAAUUAAUGUGAUGCUCGUAAUGAGUUGUUGUUUUGCUUCUUGAACCUAUUGCUUUUCUCCUAAUCCUAAUAUCGUCGCCGUCGUGGUUGCUCAAACUCCAUUUUGAAGCAGCUAUAGAAAUACAUCGCACUUAUCUGCAGGGCCUGGGGAUUUAAAUCUUGGUCUUAUACGUUACUGGGCUGAUCACUUAGAACGGACAGUCCCGUCUCGGCAUCAAAACUGGCCUGCGUAGCAAGCGUUCCGCUGGAGUUAUGGCGCGAAAGUUGUCCCGAGCGCAAAAAGGUAGAGGAAGGGGAGAAAAGAGAAUUUUUAGGUUUGCGUCGCAACCGUUUUCUUUUCUCCCCUUCCCCUUCCCCACCUUCUACUUUUUUUAUCCUCGUUUCAACUUUCGUGCAACUAAGUUCGAGCGGAAACGCUUUCCAUGUAGGCUUGUGAGAUGGAGGAGAAGAGCUCAAUAUUGAAGUGCUGAUGGUGGUUGGCAUCUUUCUGAGGGCACGUACAAUGUUUUCUCGUCAGUACAUGCCAAGCGCCAUGGUUUGACUCUUUUCCAUCAUAUUUGCACGCACUGUAAUUCUUUCUUUUCUUUUUGCUUAACUAGGUCCCUCAGGUAUUCAAAGGUAGCUUGCCGCAGGAAAAUCAGCCCCAGUAUCUCACGGCUAUCAGUAUAACCAUCAACAAACUCGCUAACCAACAGGGCCUUGACAUGAGCCAGCGAUACUUUACAGGUGGUGAAUGCCACCUGUUUGGUUUAUUGACGAAUGUUCCAAUUCCAGCGGUUAGUUCUAGUUCAGUCAGAUGUUAGCUUUGAUAGUUGGCUGAUGACGCUUUUGUUCUCGGGUCAAACUUUAAUUCUUUAUCUCUUAAGAGGGUCUAAAAGCCUGAAAAAAUGGCGUCAAAUGUCAUUUCCGAAAAAAUUAAUGAUAAAUAAAUGGUAAUGCGAGAAAUAAAUGCCAUAACUGGGUUUAAUAUUACGUGUUACUUCAGAAAAACAUUAUGAUCCUGAAUAUACAGGUUAAACUAGAAGAACCUGAUUGAUUGAUUGGCUGGCUGAUUGUGGAUUCAAUUAUAACUGAUUAAUCACUGAUUAAUUGACGUUAUUUAUUUAAAUCCAAAGGUGAGAUCAUUCAAACUUUAUCCCGACUAUGGAGAAGUCACAGUAACAAUAAAAUGUCACAAGUCACCACUGGGCACAGGGAUUGCAAGACAAGACUUGAAAACUAUUGAAAAAUUCCACUGUUUCUUGUUCAGCCAAGUUCUUCGCGAGCCCGUGGGAUUCAAACCCAAAGAUUCCGACGGCAGUACAGAUGGUUAUUUUGUAGUUCUCACGAAAAGUAAUGGAUUUGACGUGGACUAUGAUUCUAUGCGCCACGCUUUAACAAGGCAAACUUCACUGGAGCGGUCAACCGGUGAAUCCAGCAAGAUUGACGAGGACAUGGUGGUCUCACAAAAUUACAAGAAGCUGUGUGGACAAAAGUUGGAAAGGUUGGCUGUUUUAAAAGUGCGUCAUGAUCUGAGUCCUUUGUCGCCCUUUCCAGACAAAUCCAAAGCCAAAACGUAUGAAGGCUACUUUAGACUGAAACACGAAAAGUUCUUCACUACUAUGAAGCAGCCUCUUAUUGAAGUGAAACGAAUACAGAAGAGGGUCAAUUUCCUGAAGGACGGAAAAGUGAAGACUAAGAUUGGGCGCGGCGUUAUGGAACUUUUCCCGGAAUUAUGCAACAUACUGCCAAUUGCUUCCUCCCUUCUCUCCCUGUCUCUGAUACUGCCGUCAAUUUUAUACCGUGUGAACGCGCUUCUGCUUGUUGGUGAUGUCAAGCAGAUGGUCGCUGGAGUGCGUGACAACACAGAUGAAUCUAGCCUCCCUUCAAUUGGUGCGGGAAAUGCUAACGGUGAAAAGAGUUUACUCCGUACUGAUAAUAACAGCUUCUCUUCGAAGAUGGACGUGGGUCAUAAGGAUUCUAGUGAUGACAGUGAUGGCGAUGUUGAAGACUUUCGGUUUCGAAAGCUGUUUUCAGAUUUAAAAUCACUGUUUAGUGGAAACCGAACAACUUCUGUUCAUCCCGACUCCGCUCUCGUGCUUCAAGCUUUGACCACCAAGCACAGUGGAGACGCCUUUAAUCUAGAAAGGCUCGAGAUGCUCGGAGACGCUUUCCUAAAGCUGGCGGUUUCACUUCACCUCUAUUGCACCUACCAAGACAAAGAUGAAGGCAAACUAACACAGCGCAAGGUAAGACAAAUCAGCAAUUUGGCGCUGUUCCGUGCGGCUAAAAAGAGCUUUUUAGCAGGAUUCCAACAGAGCACGCGACUUGCACGUGAUGUAUGGUGUCCCACGGGAUGUCAGCAGGGUAGCGCUGAAUCAGAUGUUGUGACGCCUAGUUCAGAAGCUACAGAAGUGAAAGUUGAUGAUGACGGUAACUCUGAAGAUCAGGGCUUUGGAAGCAGGCGAGACAACUGUAACACUCAGGUCAUAGCAGAUAAAUCUGUUGCUGACAGCAUGGAAGCUCUCAUUGGAGCGUAUUUGAUUUGCUGUGGUUACACCGGAGCACUUCGUUUCAUGAAGUUCCUGGGUCUUAAGAUCCUUCCUGAGGAUGAUGACGUCGACGCGGACAUUGGUGAGCUCGCUGAGAAGAGCAGAGAAGGGUGUUAUGCCAGAUUUUGGCCUGAGCAAGCAAACAAACCAGGAGCUAACCAAAGCCAAGAUAUGGUGGCAAAGAUGGUCUCUGGCUUGGAGAAUUUUGAGCACUCUAUUAAGUACACUUUCAAUUCCAAAUUGUAUCUGGUAGAAGCUUUGACACACGCCUCGUAUCACCUUAACCGCGUCACGCCCUGUUAUCAAAGACUGGAGUUUCUUGGAGACGCCUUGUUGGAUUUCCUGGUAACACAACAUCUUUAUUUCCGUCAAGAAAAAUUGUCACCCGGUAAGCUGACAGAUAUUCGCCAGGCUUUGGUGAAUAACAACAUCUUUGCAACCAUUGCUGUGAAAUACGAGUAUAACAAGUAUUUGAAGGAGAUGUCUCCGGAUUGGUUUAGAUCCAUCGACAAUUUUAUUACUAGACUGGAAGACAAGAAAGAAGAGAAUACGAAUCCGGUAGGUAGGACUUAAAGUCUUUCUCUACCUUUAAUGGAGGAUGACAUUCUCUUUGCUGCCUUUUGACUGUUACGUUUGUUAGCCGCCAUUUUAACAAACCUUCAGAGUGUAUCAACAUUUUUGUAAUUGCGUGUAGUCAGCAAGCACUUGUGUCAGUAACAGUGCAGGUACACGAACGAGUUGUUGGUUCUCGUUCUGACUCCAAGAGGUGGGAGGUUUUUCCCCGGGGACUUCUGUUCUCCCCUCUCUUCAAAAACUAACACAAUCAAAUUGCAAUUCGAUCUGGAACACACGAACACUUUUGAAAGUGUUCCUCGGAGGUCCUAGGUCUUUCUUGGGUAAACAUAUUACAUUUUUUACAAGUACCCUACACGUCCACUUUAUCUCCAUUCUAGAUGACUGAAUAGGCCAUUAGCACGUAGGCGGCAUUAAGCUGCAGCUUUCAGGAUCCUUCUGAGUUUUUUCUUGUCCAAGUUAUGACUAGGUACACUAGGUAUGGCAUCCUCGGAGACGCAGGGGCAGUCAGUCGGGUCGCGAGAAAAGGCGGGACGAAAGUUUUCAAGUACGGGCGAGAGAGCCCCUGGGUACCGACUCUCACCGAAUUAUUCAAGCGGAUGCCGGCUCCUGGUUGGGCACAAAAAAAUGCUUUGUAUUAUUGUGACCAAUCGGCGAACAUUCUCUCCUGAGUUCUUUUCGUGAGUUCGUACUCAACUGCCAUUGUCCCGCCACACUUGCCCGGUUCGUUCAACAAGCUUGUGCCUGGAAGGGAAACUUUUAUUUUCUACUUUCCUAACCAGAAAAGAAGGAACUACCGACGAGUCGAAAAAACGUUUGGGAUGCUAUCAGCAGGAGCAAUUGAAUUUGCCCCGAUAAUAUUCUGUUUUUGACGUCAACUGCCAGACUACCCGUGAAAAUGCCUAAUUUCACGUUUUGUGAUGGACGUAAACAAGCAAUGACAAAAUUCAUUUUCUUCAUGAACUUGGAUAUGGUUUAUAGAAAUUCAGCUCCAGAAGUGUUCGCUUGCAUUUGACAAAGUCAGCGAGCUGGAAUAAUCUUGAUAGAGACUGAAAAAAAUAUGAAUUCACUUUUCCAUGCGACGUUUUCGUGGCUGUCAGCCGUCGUUGUAUCUUUUAAAAACACUCUAUAAAUAUUUACCCAAGACGUGGCUGGUGCAAUUGUGAAUACCCGUUGUAAGCUGAAGCUUGUAUUUUUGGAAAAGCGUCUUUAGUUUUCGGGCAGACAGUAUUUUAAAAUCACAUGGGGAUUUUAUAUCAAACUGAAAGUUUCCUGACUGCGUGCAUUUCUUUGGUGCAUGAGCCAGACAAGCCGUGAUCGAGACAAUAGCCGUCGCGUAAGAACGCACGAAAAUAACUCAGGAGAUGUGUUCGCCGAUUGGGCACAAUAAUACAAAACAUUUUUUGUGCCCAAUCAGGAGCCGACAUACGCUUGAAUUUUUGGAAAUGGUCCGGUGAGAGUCGGUACCCCGGGGCUCUUCCGCCCUUACUUGAAAACUUUAGCUCCGCCUUUUCUCGCGACCCGACUGACUGCCCCUGGGUCUCCGAGGAUGUAGGUAUGGCAAAUGAGGUAUAGGUGACAAAAGGUAGUGUAGUGCAGUAGUUAAAAGAGACUGAAACAUCUUUAUCCGAGAUUCCCUUGUUCACAUUAUUCUGGUUCCUGGUGAAUCUUUGGUGUUCAUUAGGCAAAGCGAAAAAAGACGCAAGGAUUUUCUUUGUAUUUCACAGGGGACUGCAGAUCCAUUUAUCAUCGUAUCUGAACAAGACGACGAAGGGAUCGAAGCUCCCAAGGUCCUGGGUGAUAUUUUUGAGUCCGUGGCUGGUGCAGUGUUUUUGGACAGCGGUAUGGAUUUCAUCAAGGUCUGGGGAGUGUACUACCGCAUGAUGCAACCUUACAUCGGUAUGACAUCAUUUUUCAAAGUUAGAUAAUGUUCCCUACUGGUGACCCGACAGCCAUUUCUACGUCCAUGGUCACCCGAGCCCUAAAGUACUUGUCGCCUGUAAAGUUUUUAGCAAAGGCGGUACCUCUUUUCUCAGUUGUUUUAAAGACCUUGUAUUUAAUCGGGUGUUGAUUUGAGGAUAGAACGAGCGACCUUCUCCCAAAAAAUUGGGGGGUUGUGGAUUGGCUCCGUUCAGGAUGCUUAACUCUAAUAUGUCGGCUAUUUAUUAGAGUGGUCGCGAUAACUAACCACAAUAUAAAGGACACCAUUUAUUAGACAAAAGAUAAGUCUUUGUCGUUUUUGAAAAUUGUCAGUGUGAGCGCAUAUACGUUAAUAACAGGCAGCCCUCUUUAAGGGUUAUAACGAAUUUAAGCGGUGCCACAAAUUUUCUGACGAGCUUUCGUCAUUUUUAUAGUGGUUUCCCCCGGAAAUGUCCCGCUCUUGAGACCAGCGCUUUACCAACUAAACUUACAGUGCUGCGGUUUGAGAACUCAUUUCUCAAAGUUUCGGUCUCAUGAUAAAUAAAAACUGUUACUGUUAACUUGACCAUUUUGAUACUUUUGCAUGUUACCAUGGUCAAACUCAUUCAACAGGUUGCAACAUGAACAAUUACCAUUCUCACUAUAUUAAAGAAAUAAGUGUUUGUUCUUUGUCAGACCAAUACUCUGAACACAUACCGAUCAAUCCCAUCAGGCGCGUGUACGAAGAGGACAACGAACUGAAAUUUAGGUACGUGAGUACAUAUUCCGUGUAGGAUAUACGACGUAAUCCUGAAAUAAGGACUUGUCGCUCUCAACUCAUACUGUUUUUUUCUAUAGGUUUUUCACUGUUUUCUCUCUUUUGCAUGAGUUUUUCAAAAGUAGAAUUAUACGGAUCAGGUCCUUAAAUUUGUAGGCAUUUCCGAGUUUGAGUUUGAAUCUGAGGAUGACCUACUCCAAAAUGUCAAAGCAUCAACCACUGUCACCCAAAGUUACUAAAACACAUUUAUACGGACGGCCCUUGUAAAACGGAAGGUUAUAAGUGUGUUCAAUCAUCAGUCACUAAAAAUAAUUAAUCAACUGUGUUGAGACGGAAAUAUACUGUAAUACUAGAAGCAAAGCGAUGGAGAGCUUCACUGAGAUACUGAUUCCAGAUUAGUUUCAUCGGCAGCAGGCUUUUUAUUUACUGAAAUCUUAACAAAAUCAAGUACUUACGUAGAGGCAAUACCCUGAAAGUUGCUUGCAAGUUGACACUAACAAUAACUAGUUUUUCUAGGGCUGCGACCCCAGACAAUCUUUAAAGGACUAGCCUUAUCCACGGAUAGUCGCAAAAGACAAACUACAAACUGUGUAGUUUCUAACAAAAACAAUCGUUUAAGGGAUGUUGUUUCCUUAAUCAUUUAUCAGCUGAGUUGACAAGGAACAUUGGCCAUUGUAUUGCUAGAAACAAAGCCAUGGAGAAUCACCCACACUUAGCCGACAUUGACUCAAGACUGGGUACAUCAUCAGCAACAUUUUCAACGACUGUUGACCUCAGAGACAGGCGAACUCAUUUAUAUAAUUUCUGUUUAUAUCUUUAGCAAAGCCGAAGUUCUUGCCGAUGGAAAAGUCAAGUGUACUUUGAAAGUUCGCUGGGGUAAGUUCGAUGGUUAUGGCAAAAACUCCAAAGUUGCCAAGGCAACCGCUGCAAAGCUGGCAGUGCAGGAGCUGGACAAGGACAAUUCAAGGAAGUAG
This is a messenger RNA of Porites lobata, 25429 nucleotides long. Lineage: Eukaryota; Metazoa; Cnidaria; Anthozoa; Scleractinia; Poritidae. The record is from the annotation of a GenBank genome assembly.